UUUAAGUUGAAGUGUUCUUCCAGAAGUAUUUGAAACACUGCGCUAAAAGGAACGUCAUCGAUUGUAUAUGCCUGCUUCUAAACUGCAACUUUACCGACAUUAAGAGACGUCGUUUGCGGCUGUGCGGAGAGGUUUUGUUUGCGUGAUCAGGCUUUGAUGAGCCCACCUUUGCGAGGGAGGCAGUGCAGAGGUUUCACACGCAGCCGGACGGACCAAGCCGCCGGAAUACGGUAAAGAGUGUGUGCCCGUGUGGAGCUUGCUGUUCUGGGUCAGGCCGUCACUGUGGCCCCUGGCUUCCAGGCCAUGAGUAGCUUCAAAGGUCGAAUGGGGCAUGACGUGGAGAAACAGAGCCACCGGGAUGGACCAAAGGACAAGAUUCCCACAGACCGGACCCUGGUGGUGAGAGGAGCUGGGGGAGAUCCAGCUGAGCCCCCUGGGGGCGUGGCUAAGAAGCGGAGGCAGCGAUAUGUAGAGAAGGACGGCAAGUGCAACGUUCACCACGGCAACGUGCGAGAGACCUACCGCUACCUCAGCGACAUCUUCACCACGCUGGUGGACCUGAAGUGGCGCUUCAACCUGCUGGUGUUCACACUGGUGUACACCACCACCUGGGUGUUCUUCGGCUUCAUCUGGUGGCUGAUAGCUUACGCUCGGGGCGACCUGGAGCACAGUGACGAUGGAGACUGGACCCCCUGCGUCAACAACCUCAACAGCUUCGUCUCCGCCUUCCUGUUCUCCAUCGAGACCGAGACCACCAUCGGCUAUGGCUACCGCGUCAUCACCGAUAAGUGCCCCGAGGGCAUUCUGCUGCUGCUGGUGCAGGCCAUCCUGGGCUCCAUUGUCAACGCUUUCAUGGUGGGCUGCAUGUUUGUCAAGAUCUCACAGCCUAAGAAGCGGGCGGAGACACUGAUGUUCUCGCACCAGGCGGUGAUCUCUCUGCGGGACGGGAGGUUGUGCCUGAUGUUCCGUGUGGGUGACCUGCGCAACUCCCACAUUGUGGAGGCCUCCAUCCGCGCCAAGCUCAUCCGCUCCAAGCAGACCAAGGAGGGCGAGUUCAUCCCGCUCAACCAGACCGACAUCAACGUGGGCUUUGACACGGGCGACGACCGCCUCUUCCUCGUCUCCCCCCUCAUCAUCUGCCACGAGUUCAACGAGGGAAGCCCCUUCUGGGACAUCUCUCAGGCCCAGCUGGAGCGGGAGGAGUUCGAGAUCGUGGUCAUACUCGAGGGAAUGGUGGAGGCCACAGGAAUGACGUGCCAGGCCCGCAGCUCGUACCUGGACUCAGAGGUGUUGUGGGGGCAGCGCUUCACCCCAGUCCUGUCUUUGGAGGAGGGCUUCUAUGAGGUGGACUACGACACCUUCCACCAAACCUACCCCACGCCUACACCCACCUGCUCCGCCCGGCAGCUGGCCGAACUGGCCAAAAAGGGGGAGGAGAUUCCCUUGCCCCCCCCACCACCAGCUGAAAACUCAGAGGAGGGGGAGGAGGAGGGGGUGGGGGAGGGCGAGAAUGUCACCAAUGGAGACGUGAAUAAGAUGGACAAUGGCAGUGAGAGCAGAGGGAGAGUGUGA
Megalops cyprinoides (Indo-Pacific tarpon) is the source of this 1572-nucleotide messenger RNA. RefSeq lists its product as uncharacterized. Gene Ontology annotation, biological process: regulation of monoatomic ion transmembrane transport; potassium ion import across plasma membrane. The coding region runs from base 304 to 1572 and encodes 422 amino acids. NCBI's taxonomy places the organism in Eukaryota, Metazoa, Chordata, Actinopteri, Elopiformes, Megalopidae. Gene Ontology annotation, cellular component: plasma membrane. Gene Ontology annotation, molecular function: inward rectifier potassium channel activity. The record is from RefSeq and is a predicted model, not a curated record. The transcript is spliced from 4 exons.